Molecule: messenger RNA, 900 nt
Organism: Prosopis cineraria
Lineage: Eukaryota; Viridiplantae; Streptophyta; Magnoliopsida; Fabales; Fabaceae
Product: reticulon-like protein B9
Exons: 5
Coding region: 40-723 (227 amino acids)
Source: RefSeq, a predicted model, not a curated record
CAUAUAUAUAUACAUGUGACAGAACCAAAUGAUCACAACAUGGGUUCAAGAGAGACCAUGGCGCACAAAGCAUCUGAUUCAGAGAAUGAAAUUACCACAUUACGAGCAAAGCUCUUUCAACAUGAAAGGCCUAUACAUGAAGUUCUUGGAGGAGGAAAAGUCGCAGACGUGUUAUUAUGGAAGAACAAAAAUGUAUCAGCUGCCCUAUUGCUUGGAGUGACAGCCAUAUGGUUUCUAUUUGAGGUGGUCGAGUACAAUUUGGUGACCCUGCUCUGUCACGUUUCCAUUACCACCAUGCUUCUGCUCUUUAUUUGGUCCACACUUGCAGAUAUCUUAAAAUGGAGUGGUCCCCAGAUCCCAGAUAUUAUUUUACAGGAUUCUUUCUUCCAAAGCCUUGCUUCCAUCAUCCACACAAGAUUUAAUCAGUUUAUUCAAACACUCCUUUACAUUUCUUAUGGAAAAGAUCUACCGCGGUUUUUCCUGAUCAUUGUUUCCCUCUAUAUCUUGGCAGUGAUUGGAACCUACUUCAGAUUUGUCAAUCUGCUUUACUUUGGUUGUCUAUGCGUGCAAAUCCUGCCUUUUUUGUACGAACGAUAUGAGCGAGAGAUUGACAAUCUUGUUGGAGAUGUCAUCCUCGACCUGAGGAAGAAAUAUAUAAAGUUCGAAAAGAAAUAUCUGAACAAAAUCCCCAGAGGACCAGUAAAGGAAAAGAAGAUCAGAUAAACCUGCUACACAACGUUUGAGUCACCUGCGCAGCCAGGGCGUCAAAGUUAUGUCAUGAAUAAUAUAGUGAUCAAUGUACACAUGAUACAAGUGCACUGAUAUGUACAUACACUCAUGCUUUCAGAAUAUCAAUUUUAAUGUUCAAUGCGAUUAUGAGGAGUAGAUUUGAUUUGGAUA